AUGAACCUGAUCAACAUACGAGUAGUACUGCUGUCGGCUAUGCUGAUAGCAAUUAUCUACAAUAAACAAUUACAAACAACCAUUGGUACAACGCAGCAAGUAAAUAUUAUACAUCAUAAAGAACAAACAACAUGGGUUGCACGUAGUAUCCAGCUGACAUCGAAAACUAGGAAGCUACAGUCCUUGAACAACGUAAAUAAAAAAAUCCAACACACCCUCAUAUAUUUGAGUUUUAUUUUAUUAAUAAGAUCAGCAGAUAUUGAACUUAAUCCUGGUCCACGUACUCCUAAAUAUCCUUGUCAAAUAUGCUCCAAAGCGGUAACAUGGAAACAGAGAGGGGUGGCGUGUGAUGAUUGCAGUAAAUGGUACCACGCAGACUGCAUGUUAAUAUCUACACCUGUAUAUAACGCACUGGACAAUUCCAACAUUUCAUGGCAUUGUGUAAAUUGUGGAAUGCCGAAUUUUUCGUCAUCAUUAUUUGAGUCCUUUAUCAUCGACUCAACUUAUAACUCGUUCCAAUCUUUAUCCAGUGAAACAUCAAUAUCAAGCCCAGGACCACCCACAUACUCAUCGUCACCUAAGCAGAAAAGCAAAAAAGACCAGCAGAAACAAAACAAGAAAGGUAAAAACACAAAAAUCGUAGUUGUGAACUUUCAAAGUAUUAAAAAUAAAAAAGAAGAAUUACUGAACAUGAUAGACACUUCCAAUCCCGAAAUUAUAUUAGGGACUGAAACAUGGUUAAGACCAGACAUAUUAAGCUCUGAGAUAUUUCCACCACAAUACUCAGUUUAUAGAAAAGAUCGUUCUGAUGGAUACGGAGGUGUAUUGAUAGCUGUAAGAGAUAUCAUCAUCAGCGAAGAACUACCCGUACAAAGUGACACAGAAUCAUUAUAUAUUAGAGUAACAACACCUGACAGUAAAUCUAUCAUAGUAGGAUGUAUCUAUAGACCACCCAGUAGCGAUAUCACCUACAUGGAAAAAAUGUGCAACAUGACAGAAGAAGUUUAUAAAGAGAAUAAAUCGUCUAUAUUAUGGCUAGGAGGAGACAUAAACCUUCCUGAUAUUGACUGGAAAUCCAAUUCAGUAUGCGGCAACCAAUAUUCUACACAACUCAAUAAUAGGUUCGUAGAUAUGGUUAAUAACUGCUGCCUAGACCAAGUGGUAACAUUUCCCACUAGAGGAUCCGCAACACUGGAUAUUUUCCUCACAAACAGACCAUCCUUGGUAAAUAGAUGCGAGCCAAUUCCUGGAAUAGGCGACCACGACAUCGUCUUCAUUGAUAGUAAUGCCAUCGCAAUGCACCCAAAACCAACACAAAGAAAAAAUUACAUUUGGAAGAGAGCAGACAUAGAGAAAAUGAAAUCAGAUGCACAGGAACUAUCUGAAAAAUUUCAUGGCUUGUAUAACGCUCAGAGCUCAAUAUCAGAGAUGUGGGAGUUCAUAAAAACAGGACUCAAGAACAUUCAAGACAAAAACGUACCAUCAAAAAUGUCAUCAACAAGAUUCCAUCAACCUUGGAUAAAUGGCACAAUAAAACGUAUUACACGAAAAAGAAAGCUUUUAAAAAAGCCCAAACAACAAAAACAACAAAAGACAUCAAGAGAUACAAAACUAUCAAAAAGAACUCACAGAAAGAAUGUAAGAAGGCCUAUUCAACAUAUAUCCACGACAUUAUAA
This is a messenger RNA of Mytilus trossulus (common blue mussel), 1677 nucleotides long. RefSeq lists its product as uncharacterized. NCBI's taxonomy places the organism in Eukaryota, Metazoa, Mollusca, Bivalvia, Mytilida, Mytilidae. Bases 1 to 1677 code for a protein of 558 amino acids. Gene Ontology annotation, cellular component: extracellular matrix. Gene Ontology annotation, molecular function: catalytic activity. The transcript has a single exon. The record is from RefSeq and is a predicted model, not a curated record. Gene Ontology annotation, biological process: larval heart development; cell adhesion involved in heart morphogenesis.